AUGGAAUCUCGUCUAGAAGAAGUUACAAGACGUCUGAAAGAAACUGAAAAGUCAUUAGCAGAUAUUUACCAACAAGAAAAACAAAUAAAAACUGACAACAAUUGGAAAUCGACAUUUUGGAGUUCAUCAGUUUAUGAUUUUUGUCCCCAGGCUGACAACAAAGUUGGUCAACUGCAGCGAGACAGGACGGGAACAGAUCCUUCAACCAAACAAGUGAAGUCUUUCUUUGAUGUGGACUCAAAUGUCAAAUAUGAACAGAACACUCCUUCAGGGUCAGAGCUGAACUUUGAGUCAGAUAAACUAAUAUCAAGCACUCCAAAGAAUAAUGAGGAAAAAAUGGAUUGGAAAAUGAAGGAAAAGAUCUUAAAAGAAAGGAUCUUAGAUUUGCAGUCAGAACUCAAGAACCAGGACCAAAUACUGAGGGAAGCUGAGGAAAGGUUUGAACGAGCUCAGCAAGAGACAGCAAAUGCUUUCCAAGAAAAAGAAUGUUUGAAAGAACUUGUUGCAGAUCUUACUUCUGAACUAACGGAAAUGAAGCAGUUACGGAAAAGAGAGAAAGAAGAUAUUCGCAAACAGUUUGAUGAAUAUCAGCUAAGCAGUAAAGAAAAAAAUCAACUGAUUGAAGCUAAGAUGCUUGCUACUGAUGCUGAAAGACAUGAAUUACUACAAAACAUAAGUUCCUUGCAAGCAAAAUUGAAUAAAGUGUCUGAUGAGGCCACCUGGUUUCAUGUUGAAAACUCUCAAAUAUUAGAAGAACGAAAUCGUCUAGAAGAAGAAAACACUAUUUUGAAAACCAAAUUGGCAUCUGCGAAAAAGUCAGUUGUUUUCAAUGAAGUAGCUUCUGAAAUGGAAAACCUUGAACAAGAAAAUCUGCAACUUCAUUGCCAAUUGGAAAAACAAACUCAGCAAUUAAAACAAUUUGAAAUUGAGAGAGAAGAUAUCAAAACUGCUUUUGUACAAUAUUUACAUCUUCUGGAAAAUGGAGGUCACCAAGACGAUGUACCACAUGCAAGUAAAAACAUAUCCCUUGAUAGUGGCAAUCUUAGUUGGAAGAAUGAAAACAAGGGGCAUGCAUCUAAAUUUACUUUGGUGUCAGACUUUGAAACACUCAUGAAAAUUUCCAUUCCUAAUGCUUGUUAUUCACUACUUGCAGACUUUCGAGAAAAAUUUGUCUCGAAAGAUUCUUUGAUUCAAAAAAUGAAAGGCACCAUUGAAUCUUUGGAAGAAGAAUUACACCAAAGAGAAGAAAUGCAAAGUCUGCAAGAUGAAUUGCAGCAAAUGACAAAAAGAUGCCUCAGUAAUGAACAAAAAGUGAAAGAUCUGAUGACAAACAAUGAAUUCCUCAAACAGCAGACAAGCAACUUCCAAGCAAAUAUUGAAACACUGAAGUUUCAGUUGGCUGAAAGUGAGGCAAAGACAGAAAAGUUGGAUUUUUGCAUUGGACAACGUAAUACACACUUGAUAGAACUACAGGAGGAAAUUAACAAGAAAUGCUCAGAAGUUUGCCAACUUGAACGAAAGCUACGUAAUAAGUCUUGUGAGGUGACAAGCCUUGAACAACAACUUGAAGAGAAAGUGGUAGACUUUAGCAGUCAUUUAACCAAGUACAAAGGAAUUGAAGAACAAAUCAAGGCAUAUGAAGUCCAACUUGAUCAGUCUACAAUUGAAUGCAACAGACUCAAGCUAUCAAUGGAGAAAAUGACAAAAGAUAAAGAGAAACUCAUCCAAUUUCAUUCAGAGAAGCUUCAAGAUCGGAAGAAACAAAUUGAAAGUCUUCAAGAAAAUUCUUUGAAUCAAAGAGAGUUGAACAGCGACUUAUCUAAAGAAAUAGAUGCUUUGUCACAAGAAGUCAGUACAAAAACAGAAAAACUCAAAGACAUGGAAUUGGAGUUAAAUCAAAUUUUGCAGAAAUUGUCCCAAAAGACAGAGGAACUAGAUGAUGUGAAAUUACAGUUAAAUUUCCAGACUUCAGAAAGCAAGAGUCGUAUAAAUCAAAUGGAGACAUCUAUAGAUUAUUUAAAGGCAGAGAUUAGUCGCAAUGUGAAGGAUAUGAAAGAGAACAAGAAGUUAUACUCAGAUCAAAUUGCUCAGUAUGGAGAAAAGGAGAAAUCUCUACUUGGCCAGUUGAAAGUGUUGAAGCAGGCUUUCAAAGACAAGGAACAAGAAUGUAUUGGUCUUCAGCAAACACUACAGCAGAAUGAACUUAUGCUUGAUCAGAGCAACAAACACAUUUCUCAUCUGGAAGACAGUCAAGCCAACACCCAGAAAGAAAUGUCAAAACUGGAACAGCAUCUUUUAGUUGAGCGCAGCCAACAAAUGGAACUUGUCCAAUCACUGAAACAAAAAUCUGACCAUUUCCAGAAAAUAGCAGAACAAGGAGAAAUGCAAAUCAAAGAACUUACUGAAACCAUUCAUGAAUUACAAGCUUCAAAAAUGUCUGUUGCUAAACAAUUGGCUGAAAUUAAUAGCAGACUACAGCAAGAGCAAGAAGAAGGACUCCGUAAAACUGCCAGCCUUGGCUUUAUGAAGGAACAAUACCAACAAAGUAAUGAAGAACUACAGCAUCACAAGAACGCAGUGUGUGAAUUAGAACAUCAUGUGAAAGUUCAAAGUGAAGAAAUCAAUACAUUCAGCAAGGAAAACAGAGAGUUAAAUAAGUCUGUUGCAUUCCUCAAGGUAAAAGUUGAUGAACAGAAAGUGUUGAAAGAAAAAUUAGAACAUCACAUUUCUGAUUUGGACCAAAGUUUAAAAGCCAAAGAAGAAAUCUGUAAAGAUUUAGGAGAAGCCAUUAAAAAAUUACAAAAUGAAAUUUCCACAAAAAAUGAUAACAUUGAGGAUUUGCAGAAUAACUUAGAAGAGCAACGAGGUGAGCUUGACAACAGAACUACUAAAGUUUCACAGCUAGUUACUACAAUGUCUGAAUACCAAAAAGAAAUGGAAGGUCGUGUGACUGAUUUGGAAAAUCGUUUAAAAAGUGCAGAAAAUGAUAUCAAAGAAAGAACGGAACAGAUUUGGAACUACAAGGAACAAUAUGAAACAACAUUUGUUGAACUUCAAGACAAAUCCAAUCUCUUGGAACAUGCAGACCAAACUUGCCAUAAAUUGCAGUUGGAACUGACAGAAAAAAAGGCUUCACUGCAGAAUUUAACGAAGACAGUCCAGAAUAUGAAAGAAAGGGAAAAAGAAUCACAAAGAAACAAAACAGAAAUCACACAAGAAUUACGACUGACCAGAGAACGUCUUCAAAGUCAGACAAAUGAUUUUAUUUUAGCUCGUCAUCAACUUGAGCAGUUAAGACAUGAACAUGACAAAUUGGUACAACAACUUGACAACAUGGCUACAACAACAAAUACAAAAGAGAUGAAUAUUGCUCAGUUGGUGGAAGAGAUCAAUGCUUUACGUGUUGAAAAAGUUCAAAGUGAAACAAAAAUGUCUGCUGAAAUAAAACAACUUCAGCAAGAAGUGAAAAUGGAGCAACAGGCUCAUGCAAUGGAGCUGGAACGUUUGAAAGAAACGCAGGGUUUGUUGCAAGCAAGUAAAGAUGAACUAUCUGAAUUGCUUAACCAGACAAAUCAACAAAAACUAAAGAAUGGCAGCAAGCAUGAACAAGAGAUGAAUUCAGUGAAAGCUUCAUUGCACUUGUUACAAGAAGAAUUGAAAAUCCAGAAAGAAAAUGUGGCUUCUCUUAAUGAAACUCUUGUUUUGAAGGAUGUUGCUUUGUCCAAAUUACAGUCUGAUUUGAAAAGUUAUGAAAAGAAAUUUCUGAACAUGAAAAUUUUACAGCUGGAACAAAAUGCAGUCACACAACCCAAAAGUGUUUCUUUCUCGACCGUUGAUGCUGUUUUAAACCUAGACAGACCUUGCACAGUUGAGUCAUCAAAGACAAAAGAAAGCUCAAAUCUGCUUGAAAUGAUCUGCAAAGAAAAACCAGAAAAUGAACUUCACUCAGACACUGAAUCUCUUGUGGCCAAUUCACAAAAGAAAGCAGGCAAUCAAGUUCCAUUUGAUAAAUCUUUUCACAAUGUGAAGCUUGAUACAACAACACCAGCAUUUGAAAAAAUCAGAAAAAUGUUGGUUGGCCUUACUGCUAGUUUGCCUCUACAUGAAGACAGCAUUGGUACACUGUCAUCUUCCUUGGAGACUUCACCAGACAUGAAUCCAGCUCUGUCUUUGGAACCAUCAUCAUUUGAUCAUAAGAAUCCUGAAAGUGUUCCACAAGAGAAAAUAUCUAAUGAUGCUGGAAAAACUUGUGUUCCAAUUAUAAGUACAAAACCAGAUACAUUUCUAGAUAAGCCUCUUAAAUCAGAUCUUAUCCCAACAUUUAAAUUGCAUGAUCAACAGUUGGCAUCAAUGAAAUCACCAAGUGAUGUUCCAGAGGAAAGAAAAGCAUACAUGCUCCAUUUGCAACAACGUAUAAGUGCAAAUGAACAAUUGCAAGAAGAAAUAGACAUCCAACUGCAGAAAUUGCAGCAAAUUGAGAAAACCGGAAGCAAAAAGCCCAAGACAUUUACUUGA
This is a messenger RNA of Acanthosepion pharaonis, 4515 nucleotides long. The record is from the annotation of a GenBank genome assembly. Lineage: Eukaryota; Metazoa; Mollusca; Cephalopoda; Sepiida; Sepiidae.